Molecule: messenger RNA, 1704 nt
Organism: Drosophila subpulchrella
Lineage: Eukaryota; Metazoa; Arthropoda; Insecta; Diptera; Drosophilidae
Product: UDP-glucosyltransferase 2-like
Exons: 2
Coding region: 14-1609 (531 amino acids)
Molecular function (GO): UDP-glycosyltransferase activity
Source: RefSeq, a predicted model, not a curated record
GCGACCCAUCGAAAUGGUUAACAAGUCGGGUCAGAUUUUGGUGCUGGCAAUAGCCCUCGCUGCUUUUAUAGGUGGCACCCAGGGAGCAAACAUUCUGGGUCUAUUUCCCAGCCUGAGUCCCUCACACGUGAUCAUCCAAAUGUCAGCGGCCAAGGUUCUGGCGGAAAAGGGCCACAAUGUGACGGUGGUCACAGUGCUAAAGCCAGUGGUUACCCACAAGAAUAUCAAAGUGAUCCAAGUUCCUCUAACUAAGGAGGAGUCCCAGCAAAUGAGCGAUACAAUCGGAGCGAUGUCCAAGAGCGACAAUAGCAAUAUGAUUCUGUCCCUGAUUCGCAUGUCGGGGCAAAUGGACUUCAUGUACAAUAAGAUGGCGGAAGCCCUCAAAAACGAUCGUGUUCGUGAUCUAUACCUGAAUAGGGACAAUAAAUUCGACCUGGUGCUAUCUGGAUACUUUAUGAACGAUUUCCAGCUUGGCUUUGCUAAGAAGGUGAAGGCACCUGUCAUCGUCGUGGCCUCAAUGCCACCCAAUCAACUGUUGAACCCCCUAAUCGGAAACCCUCUGGAGGUCGCCUAUGUGCCCUCAAUCAAUGACUCCGUGGAAAAGGGCAAGGCUUUGACCUUCCGGCAGCGUUUGACUGGCUAUGUUUCAAGCGUCUUCUUCGAAAUCUUUAGCUGCCUUUCCGAAAGACGUAAUAGAAAUUUGUACAAAGAUAUUUUCGGUGACGAUCCCACCUUGCCAGAGUACUCGGAAUUGCUGAAGAACACGUCUUUGGUGUUCUUCGCUUCCCACGCAGCCAGCGAAGGACCCAUUCGACCCAAUGUUCCUGCAGCGAUAGAGAUUGGUGGUAUUCAAGUUAAGGACACGCCAGAUCCCCUGCCCCAAAAUAUGGCGGAGUUCCUGGGAAAUGCCACAGAUGGUGCGAUUCUCCUCUCUCUGGGCUCCAAUGUUCAGGGAAGCCACCUUAAACCAGAAACGGUCGUCAAGAUGUUUAACGUCCUCUCGAAACUGAAGCAAAGGGUCAUCUGGAAGUGGGAGGAUCUGGAGAAGACACCCGGAAAGUCGGACAACAUUCUCUACUCCAAGUGGCUGCCUCAGGACGAUAUCCUGGCCCAUCCUAAAAUUAAGCUGUUCAUCAAUCACGCCGGAAAAGGUGGAAUUACUGAGUCCCAGUACCAUGGAAAGCCAAUGCUUUCUCUGCCAGUGUUUGCAGACCAGCCAGCUAACGCGGAUGCUAUGGUCAAGAAGGGUUUCGGCCUCAAGGUGAGCCUCCUCACUCUGGAGGAGCAGCCAUUCCGCGAGGCAAUCCUAGAGAUCCUGUCAAAUCCUCAGUAUGCCCAAAAGGUGGCCUCGUUCUCCUCCCUCUAUCGAGAUCGCCCCAUGACCGCCAGGGAGUCAGUGGUCUACUGGGCGGAGUACGUCAUUCGACACCAUGGAGCUCAGCACCUGCAGAGUCCAUUGGUGCACAUGAACUUCAUAGCCGCCAAAAACAUUGAUAUCUAUGUUUUGUUUGCAGCUAUCUUAGUUACUUUAAUAUUGCUUAUUAAGGCGCUGGUGCAGUUUAUUUACAGAAAGUGCACAUCAAAACAAGAGAAGGAGAAAAAGCAAUGAAUAUUUUGAAUAGGCUUGCCAUCAAGCCACUAGUGGAAAUACUCGUCAAUAAAUAUGACAUUAAGCUAGCGAAAUAAAAUAAAAACAAAUGUAAA